AAGUCUGUCCCCGCAGCGGACGCGUCACCGCCGAGGGGGCGGACCCGGGGAGGCGUUCGGGGUCACGGCGGCAGCUGCUGCGCCCGCCCUCUCGGCCAGCCAGCCCCCGGCUUCGGCUCUCCAUCUCCGGCUUGGCUUUGCCUUUCUCUCCCGGCUGCAUCCGGACGAAGAUGGCAACCGAUGGGCUGCACGAGAACGAGACGCUGGCGUCGCUGAAGAGCGAGGCCGAGAGCCUCAAGGGCAAACUGGAGGAGGAGCGGGCCAAGCUGCAUGACGUGGAGCUGCACCAGGUGGCAGAGCGGGUGGAAGCCCUGGGCCAGUUUGUCAUGAAGACCAGAAGGACCCUCAAAGGCCAUGGAAACAAAGUCCUCUGCAUGGACUGGUGUAAGGACAAGCGGAGGAUCGUGAGCUCCUCACAGGACGGGAAGGUGAUUGUUUGGGACUCCUUCACGACUAACAAGGAGCAUGCGGUCACCAUGCCCUGCACGUGGGUGAUGGCAUGUGCUUAUGCUCCGUCGGGAUGUGCCAUCGCUUGUGGGGGUCUGGAUAAUAAGUGUUCCGUGUAUCCUCUGACAUUUGACAAAAACGAGAACAUGGCUGCUAAGAAAAAGUCGGUCGCUAUGCACACCAACUACCUGUCAGCCUGCAGCUUCACCAAUUCGGACAUGCAGAUCCUGACAGCCAGUGGUGAUGGGACAUGCGCCCUGUGGGACGUAGAGAGUGGACAGCUGUUGCAGAGUUUCCAUGGGCAUGGGGCUGAUGUCCUCUGCUUGGACCUGGCUCCCUCAGAAACUGGAAACACCUUCGUGUCUGGGAGCUGUGACAAGAAGGCUAUGGUGUGGGACAUGCGCUCUGGCCAGUGCGUGCAAGCCUUUGAAACUCAUGAAUCUGAUGUCAACAGUGUCCGAUACUACCCCAGUGGAGACGCCUUUGCUUCUGGGUCAGAUGAUGCAACGUGUCGCCUCUAUGACCUGCGGGCAGAUAGAGAGGUCGCCAUCUACUCCAAGGAGAGUAUCAUAUUCGGAGCAUCCAGUGUGGACUUCUCCCUCAGUGGUCGCCUGCUCUUUGCUGGAUACAAUGACUAUACCAUCAAUGUCUGGGAUGUUCUUAAGGGCUCCAGGGUCUCCAUCCUGUUUGGACAUGAAAACCGUGUCAGCACCCUUCGAGUUUCUCCUGACGGAACAGCAUUCUGCUCGGGAUCAUGGGAUCACACCCUAAGAGUUUGGGCAUAAUCCUCUCACAGUGUGCGUGAAGAACAUGUGUCCUCCCAUGUAGAUAUGACUUCUAGAGGAGCCCAGGACUUCCCACCGGUUAGCUUAUGGGAGCAACUUCACAGCUCAGCCCUCACUCAGCCCCUCCAGUGUUACCAUGAAAACCGUCCCCUUCCUGGAAAUGUGCUCCUGUGGGUCUUGGCCGUCAACUCUCCCUUCAGAGUCCCUGUUUCAUCUCAAACCCUUUGUAAAAUCUGUUUUUGAAGUUAUUCCAACCAAUAGAAUCCCACACUUAUCAGCAUUUAAAAUGUCCCCCGUUGCUUCCAUGAAUUUGGUCUGUUUUCAGAGCACUUUAAACUCCACCUUUUCUUGGUGUGGACUGUUCUAGAACCUUCCUCUGGACAUGCCAGCUACAUGGACUAUAAGAAUGACUGUUCACUGGUCUGUCAUAGAAGAAAAUUCCAGUUCCAAAUGUGGCUACACAGAACCACUUUUUAAAACCGUUUUUAUGUAAAAAGUAUCUUUUUCUCCCAACCUGUUCAGUUGUAUUUUUAUAGAUGAAAUGUUUUUGUCUGGGAGAGCCUUUAGAAAUGAAGCAGACACAUGCCGAAAACAGGCCAUAUGUUUGACUGUGUGAUGCUCUGAUAGAUGGUGGUCUAGGGUGGGGCAUUCCCCUACACUUGAGGGGAAAACCUGGUUGCCAUUUGUAGCACAAAUGCUACUGAGAACAAACAGAACCUUCUGGCAUGGGAAGACAAGACACUAAAUUGGUUUAAAAACCUACUAGUAGUGUUACCAGAAAUGCCUACGUUAACGUGGGUAUUACCCAUAUAAAUGAUAUCUGAGUGUCCUGCACAGCAGCUGUACUUACACAGACUGAUGGGCAGGUCGUGAAUAAUAAUGUCUUUGCUAUCAAA
Molecule: messenger RNA, 2128 nt
Organism: Onychomys torridus (southern grasshopper mouse)
Lineage: Eukaryota; Metazoa; Chordata; Mammalia; Rodentia; Cricetidae
Gene: Gnb5
Product: G protein subunit beta 5
Exons: 11
Coding region: 171-1232 (353 amino acids)
Biological process (GO): G protein-coupled receptor signaling pathway; G protein-coupled dopamine receptor signaling pathway
Cellular component (GO): cytoplasm; heterotrimeric G-protein complex
Molecular function (GO): signaling receptor complex adaptor activity; protein binding
Source: RefSeq, a predicted model, not a curated record